Messenger RNA from Bipolaris maydis ATCC 48331, 502 nucleotides. Its product is annotated as 60S ribosomal protein eL30. Gene Ontology annotation, molecular function: structural constituent of ribosome; RNA binding. The record is from RefSeq and is a predicted model, not a curated record. Gene Ontology annotation, cellular component: cytosolic large ribosomal subunit. Lineage: Eukaryota; Fungi; Ascomycota; Dothideomycetes; Pleosporales; Pleosporaceae.
ACACCUCACGACCGGAGCACAACAACCACCCUUAGGAAUUUCCCAGACAACUUCCUACGUGCAACGAUGGCCCCCAAGAAGAACAAGAGAACCGCCGACUCCAUCAACUCGCGCCUUGCGCUUGUGAUGAAGUCCGGUAAGGUCACCCUCGGCUACAAGUCCACCCUCAAGAGCCUCCGCACUGGCAAGGCCAAGCUCGUCAUCAUUGCCGGCAACACUCCUCCUCUGAGGAAAUCUGAGCUCGAGUACUACGCUAUGCUUUCCAAGACCUCUGUCCACCACUUCUCCGGAAACAACAUUGAGCUUGGAACUGCUUGCGGAAAGCUCUUCCGUUGCUCCGUCAUGUCCAUCCUUGACGCUGGUGACUCUGACAUCCUGAGCACCAACACCGAGAACUAGAGUGGGACUGCACGUGGGAAAAAAAUCAGUUAGACAUGAUACCUAGGGUGUGGCGUAUGCUCGACCCUUGAUGAUAUCCAAUGAAUGACAAAAGAUUCAUGAG